Ceratina calcarata is the source of this 993-nucleotide messenger RNA. RefSeq names its product pro-resilin. Gene Ontology annotation, cellular component: extracellular matrix. The coding region runs from base 170 to 895 and encodes 241 amino acids. The transcript is spliced from 4 exons. The record is from RefSeq and is a predicted model, not a curated record. NCBI's taxonomy places the organism in Eukaryota, Metazoa, Arthropoda, Insecta, Hymenoptera, Apidae.
UUGGGUCCUCCUCCGGCACGAGGAGCACCCGGCAGGAAAUGAAUCCUCUCGUAGGCGUAGGCGAGCUCUCUAUAUAAGCCAGCUAUGCGGCAAAACUGUAAUUCACUGUAAGUUCAGCAUUCCGCAGACGGUGCUCCGGUUUUCUGAGCUCUCUUCUCACGGACAGAAUAUGUGCAGAGUGGUGCGACAGUUAUCCCUCGCCCUGAUGGUGAGCAUAGGAAUAGCGAGAUGCGAACCCCCACCGUUAAACUCCCAGUAUGGUGUCCCAGGUAAUUAUGCUGGCAACAACAACAACAACAACAACAAUGUUCAACAACAAGGUGGUGGAAACGGUUUUGACAAUCAUCAUCAAUACGACAGUGGGAACGACCACGAUUACGCUGACCAGCCCAUGGCUUAUGAAUUUGGAUACGCAGUGAAGGACCAGGCGACCGGAAACGACUUUGGCAGACGGGAGAGCAGCGACGGUGAAACCGUGAGAGGGGAAUACAGAGUGCAAUUACCAGAUGGUAGAACGCAAAUAGUCACCUAUACGGCAGACUGGAGAACGGGUUUCCAUGCGGACGUGAGAUACGAAGGGACAGCCUCCUACCCUGACCAGUACAACACGCAGAACAAUAAUUAUAAUAACAACAAUAAUAAUAAUAAUAAUAAUCAGGGUUAUAAUAAUAAUAAUAACCAAGGUGGCCAGGGAUUUGGGUUCCAUGGCAAUAACGCUGGAGGGUUCAAUGCAGGGAACAACGGAGGGUACAAUUACCAACCUCCUACAGGAAACUACAACCCCUACCAGUUCGGUUCUAACUCACUGGACAAUGGAUACAACAAUUUCGGUGCACGAAACAAUUACAACACGCGGAUCCCGUCGCCAACGUACGGUCCGGGUUUCAAAAAGUAACUUUAGUACAAUCCCAGUUAACUAUUAGCGUAGGAUAAGUCUCGUAAGAUUAGCUGUAACAGUAUUUUUUUAUAAUAAAAGAAACAAUUCUAACUUGA